Selaginella moellendorffii is the source of this 1256-nucleotide messenger RNA. Its product is annotated as probable purine permease 5. Bases 94 to 1215 code for a protein of 373 amino acids. Lineage: Eukaryota; Viridiplantae; Streptophyta; Lycopodiopsida; Selaginellales; Selaginellaceae. The record is from RefSeq and is a predicted model, not a curated record. Gene Ontology annotation, molecular function: purine nucleoside transmembrane transporter activity. Gene Ontology annotation, cellular component: membrane. The transcript is spliced from 2 exons.
AAGUAGAAACUUUCGCUCUAUGCUCUAUGUUACUGCAAAUGCAUCAUUGGGACAAGUCCCAAACUCUACCAGGUAUAUUCGCUCGCAAGGAGAAUGACAGGCCUAAAGAAGUGUUUGUUGGCUAUGGCGGAACACGAGGAUGGUGGCAGCAGCCGCGCAGCAGUACAAUCAAAAUUCUCCGCGCUAUGGGCCGUCUACUCGAGAAUGUCCGCGAGCUUCUGGAUCCUACUCGUGCUAAGCACGCUCACAAUGCUCGUCGCUUUCCCGGUGUCGAGCAUCCUCUUCCGGCUCUACUACGUCAAUGGCGGCUCCCAUCGCUGGCUCCUUACAUGGGUGGGAUCAGCCGGGUGGCCUCUCCCGGCUAUCAUCCUCUUGCUCGUCUAUCCAGUCCGCGGCAUCGCCCCAACACGCCCGACCUGGACGCUCCUCCUCGCCUACGCGGUAAUUGGCUUCCUCAGCGCCGCCGAUAACUUCAUGUUCGCCUGGAGCUACGCUUACUUGCCGGCAUCCACGUCCACGCUGCUGGCCUCCAGCUCGCUCGCCUUCACCGCCAUCUUUGCGUGGCUGCUCGUCCACAAGAAGCUCAAUGCGUCCAGCGUCAACUCCAUCGCGAUCAUGACGGCCGGGGCCGUCAUCCUCGGCCUCGACUCGAGCUCCGACAGGCCGCCAGGGACGACGAGCAGGCAGUACCUCAUCGGCUUCGUGCUCGACGUUGCUGGAUCAGCGCUCCACGGCCUCAUCUUUGUUCUCUCGGAGCUCGUCUUUGUCAAGCUCCUGGACAGGAAGGUUGGGUCCGCUGUGCACUUGGUGCUCGAGCUCCAGGUGGUCACCUCGAUAUUUGCGUGCCUGUUCACGGUGGUGGGAGUGAUCGCCAGUGGUGACUUUGGAGACAUGGGUGGCGAGUCCCAGGCGUUCAAGCAUGGCCCCGUGGCUUACUAUAUGGUGCUCGUUUGGGCUUCGGUGAGUAAUCAGCUGGGGGUUCUUGCCGGGGUGGCAGUGCUCUACUUGACGUCGGCUUUGUUUGCUGGAGUUCUGAAUGCGGCUAGAGUUCCAUUGACAGCGGUGGCGGCGGUGCUGUCUUUUGGGGACAACAUGAGCGGCUUUAAGGUAAUGUCAAUCCUUCUUACGAUUUGGAGCUUUGGAUCCUACGUGUAUGGAGGGUUUGUGGAAGAAGCAGCACAGCAACACAAGCAAAAUGAAAAUGACUCACUAUGAUUUAUAAUAUAAUGAAUAGGACAUUAGUUCCUAUCUCCGCU